CUCCGACGGAGAUCCUCCGUCCUCAUGAUCUCAUGAAUAAAUUAUAGCAGCUCAUUGUGCAACAGAGGGAGGUAGCAAACUAGCAAACUGAGCAGUGGAAACGCUGCCGAGGAGUGCACAGAACUCGGAAUCCACACAAGCGAGAGUGCAGCUUGCCCUCACUUUCUGUAACGUCACUGAAGAGUCAGCUAGCUAGCUAGUCUGGCUAACAAAACUAGGAACUCACAGUGUGAACAAGGAUCAGAUCACGACCUUGCCGUAGUGGUAGCCAGCGAGCUACAAAGAUAUAGCUACUGUAUUAUAGUAGCGAGACCAAAAGGGGAGUAGCAAGAUUUUACCGAUACAAUGAUGGAAAAUACUACUUAGCUAGCCAAGGUAUCUUGUCAACGAAACGGUUGGCUUGAUAUCUAGAGAAAAGCACUGAACGUUAGCGAGAUCAUUUAUCUGGUUCUGUAUCAAUCGACAGUCUAGGACAGCUAACGUAGCCGACACAAUUCUUGACUUCACUCUAGUAAUCUAGUUUAGGUGUCCAGUUAGAUAAAGCAUCAGCAAAGAAGCUGGUCCUAAUUUUUCAACAUAUUUGCUCCAGCCUGCUGUAUAUCUGCCGUGGACCAAAGACUGUAGCAGACGCAGAUCAACCUCAGGCAGUUAAGAGUCGAAGGCUGCCUGUUGGGUUGAGGAGUUUUGGGGCUCCGUGCUGACCCCAACGCCCCUCCGAUGAACCCCAUCAACUCCAUGAAACCUGCCCUGCCUCCAACGCCACACAGUGACGGCUCCUACCCGUAUGACCCUGUCUCCUGGCAGCAAGGCACCAAUCAGCCUGCAGGCUCCCUCUCCGUGGUAACCACAGUGUGGGGGGUGACCAAUCCUUCGCCCAGCCAGGUUUUGGGCGCGCCCAUGGGCCCUGGUGGAAACUCUGCUGGAAGUCACAUGAUGCCCGGUAGCAGCCCCGGUAUGAACUCUGCGCAGUUCCUGGGCCAGCAGGGCUACCCCGAGCCCAACAAGGGCUACAUGCAGCAGGGCCUGUACGGGCGCCAGGGCGGGGGCUACCCCGCGGGGCCUGGCUACGGGGGCAGCUACCCUAAUAACGGCGGAGGGUCCCUGGGCAUGCCCCCCCAUGGCGUCCGGCCCCCGACGGACUUCACCCAGGCGGCGGCUGCAGCAGCGGUGGCGGCGGCUGCUGCCACGGCGACUGCCACCGCCACGGCAACGGUUGCCGCAAUACAGGAGAAGCAGAACCAGGAGCUGACUUACGGCCAGGGCGGAGCCUCCUCCUACGGCAGCCAGUUCAUGCCGCAGUCCGGGCCCCGGGGCCCCCCAGGCAUGGCCCCCACGGGAAUGGUCCCCUCCCGUCCUCCUUCGAUGGGCCCCAUGUACAGCACCCAGGGCCAGAGGCUGCCCCAGCACCCGGGGUAUGCCGGGGGGGGCCACCAGGGGGCCCCCCGGCCGCAGCAGGGGCUGAAGCGCUCGUACAACUCUGAGGCCUUCCCGGGGCAGCAGUAUGGUCCAGGCAUGGGCAGUGUGGGGCCGUACCCUGGCCAGCCCAUGCAGUACCACGGCCCCGGGCCCCAGAGGUCGGCCCCCUCCCCCUCCUACCCCGGGAGGAUGCCCCUGCAGCAGGCCGGCAUGGGCCAGUACCCCCCGGGCCCAGGCAGUGCCGGCCAGUACUACAAGGCUGAGCAGUUCAACGGGCAGGCCAACACCCUCAGCGCUCUGACAGCAGGGGGCGCCGGUGGGGGAGGAGGAGGCUACACCACCUUCAACCAGGCGGCAGUCAACGGGCCGGGACGGGCGAUGCCGGGGUACCCCAGUUCUCCUCUCCCAGGGAACCCCACGCCGCCCAUGACGCCUGGCAGCUCCAUGCCCCCGUACAUGUCCCCGGGGCACGACGUCAAAUCACCAUUCCUCCCUGACAUCAAGCCAAACAUGAGCUCCCUGCCGCCGCCCCCUACAGGUAACCCCAGCGACGACCUGCGUUUGACCUUCCCCGUGCGGGACGGAGUGGUCCUGGAGCCCUUCCGCCUGGAACACAACCUGGCUGUCAGCAACCACGUCUUCCAACUGCGCGACUCCGUGUACAAGACGCUCAUGAACAGGCCGGACCUGGAGCUGCAGUUUAAGUGCUACCACCACGAGGACCGGCAGAUGAACACCAACUGGCCAGCCUCGGUGCAGGUCAGCGUCAACGCCACGCCGCUCACCAUCGAGCGCGGCGACAACAAGACCUCCCACAAGCCCCUGUACCUGAAGCAGGUGUGCCAGCCAGGGAGGAACACCAUCCAGAUCACCGUCACGGCCUGCUGCUGCUCGCACCUGUUCGUGCUGCAGCUGGUGCACCGGCCGUCCGUACGGUCUGUGCUGCAGGGUCUGAUGAAGAAGAGGCUCCUCCCGGCCGAACACUGCGUCACCAAGAUAAAGCGGAACUUCAGCAGUGGCACGAUCCCCGGCACCCCGGGGCUGAACGGGGAGGACGGGGUGGAGCAGACGGCCAUCAGAGUUUCCCUCAAGUGUCCAAUCACCUUCCGCCGCAUCCAGCUGCCUGCUCGCGGCCACGACUGCAGACACAUACAGUGCUUUGACCUGGAGUCCUACCUGCAGCUGAACUGUGAGAGAGGAACAUGGCGCUGUCCUGUGUGCAAUAAAACCGCUCUUCUGGAGGGCCUGGAAGUGGACCAGUACAUGCUCGGAAUCCUCGUCUACAUCCAGAACUCGGAAUAUGAAGAAAUCACGAUCGACCCAGUGUGCAGCUGGAAGCCGGUGCCCAUAAAACCGGACCUACACAUCAAAGAGGAGCCCGACGGGCCGGCGCUGAAGCGCUGCCGCACCCUGAGCCCCAGCCACAUGGUCCUGCCCAGCGUCAUGGAGAUGAUCGCGGCGCUGGGCCCGGCCUCCUCGCCCUACUCCUCUGUGCCACCAGGGGGCAGCAGCAGCACGCCGGACUACCCCAGCCAAGGAUCGGGGUACUCGAGCCAACCGGGCUUCUCGGAUUUCCCAAACACUCCUGGGACCCCAACUCUCGGGGAGUUCUCCUCUGGACCGCCCCCCCUCUCCUACCAGGCCGAUCUCCCCAGUGGGCUCCUCACCCCCGAAAAGCCAGUGGGGCACCCCAUGUCUGCACAGAUGUCCCAUUCAGGCCGUGUGGACCCUUCCCAUAACCCCCUGCAGCAGCAGCAGCAGCAGCAGCAGGGUCUUCAGGGCGGGUCACAUCUUGGAGGCCCAGGGCCACCCAUGCUCUCCCGCAACCCCGCCCAGAACGCCAGGAUACACACAGAAGGUUCCUUUGGGUUAGGAGGACCGGGAGAGGUCCCAGAACCUUCUCUGGAUUUGCUUCCAGAGCUAACCAACCCAGACGAGCUACUGUCGUACCUGGGCCCCCCUGACCUCCCCAACAACAGCAACGAUGACCUGCUCUCACUCUUUGAAAACAACUGAGGCCCCACUGCGCCUCUUAUCCAUCUCCCAUGAUCCUCUGCGACACAGUGGCUUCUCUCUCUCCCAGCAGUCUGGUGGGAAAAAUCGUUUAAGAAACACCCAUCUCGAUCUCCCCUUGAGUCUGCGACCAGUAACCAGAAAUGUGGGAAUACUGGACAGAAAAAUUUAAAACGACUUUUGUAAAGAAUAAAAAUGUUAGGGUUUGUUUGACUCCCUAUGAACUAUGUCCCCAUGUCCCUAUGAACUAUGUCCCCAUGUCAACAGAUUUUAUUUUUAAAAAGUUGCCUCACAGUUUCCUCCUCGCUACCCCACCCUUCCCUCUCUCUCUCUCUCCCUCCACCUCUCCCUCCCUCUCUCUCUCCCUCCCUCUCUCUCUCUCCCUCCCUCUCUCUCUCCUCCCUCCACCUCUCUCUCUCUCCUCCCCCCACCUCUCCCUCCUUCUCCCCCUCUCCUCCCUCCACCUCCCCUUCCCCCUCUCUCUCCCUCCUAACUUUUUUACCUUUAGGAGAUAAAUGUACCAGUAGAGGCGUUUUAUCUGAAUUCCUGUCGUUAAUGGGGUAUAUUGUGUUGGUUGGCUAUUAAAACUGCUGAAACAUAUUCCAUUUGAAUGAUCUCAGUGACGAAGGCAGGCAGGGUCGGUUUUCUGUGAAAAGAUCCUCAUUCUGAAAAAUCAUGGAAAAGACACGGAGAGUGGUCAGAUUAUCCCCACUAUCCUUGAAACGUCAUGUUCAAAAGUUCAUUCUUUUUUUUUCUUCUCUAAACUAUUGAAAUAUUUCCAUCUUGCCAGCCAACUCGACAGCUUGAUGUAAUUUACUAUCGAGCCUAGCAAUGUCUGUGCUGUACCAAAAGUCAUUGAGUGCACUAGUAUUGGUCUGGUCGUCACUACCAGGAUUACCUGCAAGUGUGUCAAAUUUUUAGUCACCCAAUUAUGUGUGAAUUUUACUAUUGCAGCAAUAAAAAAAAAAAAGAGAAUAAUUUAGAAUCUUACAUCAAUCCUUAAAAGGAAAAUUGCAAUUUUGAUUUGAUUGUGAAUUGAAUGUGAUAUGAACUUUCUUUAUUGAUAAUGGCAGGAGAGAAAGCUGGAUGUAUUGGGAAUGGGGGCGGGGAGGGGCACAUUGUACACCACCAAGCAGCAUCAAGCAUUGGACCCCUAAGCUGUUACCACUAGGUUUUCAAUGAAGAACCCACUGUAAAUUCAGUCAGCACAGAUCCCUUUGGUUUGUCCUGAAUGUUCACGCGACUGCCACUAAAGCCAGGGCCCACACGCUCACCACUGUCAUAAAACCGCAAAUUGCUAGAAGGUGCCCAAACAAGAUGCUGGCAUCUUUCGACAAAGGCUACAGUCAAAUGCAAUAACACCUGAGCCAAACAAUGCAGUGAUAUAGAGGGGGACAAUGGCAUAGUUUGGGCGGACUAGUGUCUUGUACUACUCUGCCCUUUUGUGCCACCAGCCUGGCAAUGUUUCACUGGGGCACUGUGUGACCUGAACUUUUCCAGGACAGCCGCUUUUUAAAGCUCCUGGCUCUCUGUGACGAUUCAUAUUUAACGUUUUUUCUAUCAACUGUAUCAAGAGGAGUUGAUCAGUGAAAGAUGUUUCUAAAUGAUAAAGUUCUUUGCUGGGCUUCUUCAGAGGCGAAAAACAGUGUAAAUGGUGAAAUCGUUUUUGACGAAAAACGAAAGUGUGGAGUAGCGCUCUUUUUUUAAUAUUUUUUUUUCAAAGCAAAGCAGUGUGUAAACAAAACAAGAUGGAUAAACAAACUCUUUGGACCUUUGGUUGAUUUCACAUACUGUAAGGCGAUGAAUGUGAGGUGAACGGACCCACACUGCUCUGCAUGGUUUCCCCAUGAGGAAGGGUUGAAACAGUCCAUAAGUGUAAUUAUACCAGUGCGUUUUUUUCCCCUGGGCGUAGCCUCCCUCUCGACAGCGGAGGCUGUCCGCUGUCCCUGGGAUGGACCUGCUCUGUCAGCAGUCCCCUCCUCCGUGUACAGGCAAAAAAAAAAAAAAAAAAAAAAGGCCCUUUGUGUUUGCUUGUUCUCCGUCUCGUUUAAAAAAUGAACUUUAUCCUCCCGAGUUUUUGCCUCGUCUCCCCUGUCUGUGAAGGAGGCUAGUGCGCAGAUGGUCGCAUCUGAACGGCAGUGUUGCAUCGUAACAACUCGUGAAAGUCUCUUGAAAUUUUUCUGUUUUUUUUUGUUUUUUGUUUUUUUUUACUGUUUAUUUUUCUGUUUGAUAAAACGGCGAGCUGUAAGCACCCUGAGGCUGACCGGACAGUGAAUAGCUCUCUGCGUGUGUCGGUUCUGGGCCACUGCCUGCCCAUGACUGCAGCUCACCCCCCCACCUCUUAGACCUUGGCUUUGAAAGCAACCCCCCCCCCUCCUCCCCCUCCAACACACACACACACACACACGCACACAAAACAUUUUUUAACUGUUUAUAAUGUUUCAUUUCUGACUGGAAACUGUGCCAGUGCUUUUUAAUCCUGAUAAUGCCAUGGAUGUACCGAUGGUCUAUGAACUCUUUCUGUAUUAGACGGGAGCUUGGAGGAGCUGAGAGAUCUGUUAUUGAAAAUGGAUGCUAAUAAUCAUUUUCCUGUUAUUGUCAUUUCAAAGCACAAUAAUCGUUUGCCCCAGUGUGAUGUAUAUAUAUGUGCGUGUGUGCAUAUGUAUAUCUUAUAACCACAUGUGCACGUAUGUGUGUCAAUGUGUUCGUAUACACACGCAUACAUAAAUGCAUACAUACAUAUUACACAUGUAUGUAUGUGUAUAUGCAUUAUAAACACUAUGAGAAGUGUGCAUAAGGGGAGGUGCUGUUUGUUUUACUUCCCCCUUCCCUUUUUCUCUCCAUCUCUUUCUUCUCAAAGAGAAUCUAUGUUUAAAAAGGAUUGGAGUUCACCAUUCUGUUCAUUGUUCUCGGUCUGAUUUUAUUUAUGACAUCUGUCUGGGAACUGUCGGCUACGUGCAGUUUGUAUGAUAAAGACCCAGUGAAAACGGUGUGCGAUGGGUUUUAUUUCAAAGUUAUUUGUGUAUCAUAUUCAUCUUUUUUAUUAAUAAUAUUAUUAAUGUUAUUAAAGAUAAUUGGUGUACCCUGA
This is a messenger RNA of Conger conger (European conger), 6517 nucleotides long. RefSeq names its product zinc finger MIZ domain-containing protein 2-like. Gene Ontology annotation, biological process: protein sumoylation; regulation of transcription by RNA polymerase II. The transcript has 19 exons. Lineage: Eukaryota; Metazoa; Chordata; Actinopteri; Anguilliformes; Congridae. The coding region runs from base 718 to 3432 and encodes 904 amino acids. Gene Ontology annotation, molecular function: SUMO ligase activity; zinc ion binding. The record is from RefSeq and is a predicted model, not a curated record.